Messenger RNA from Physeter macrocephalus (sperm whale), 5581 nucleotides. Its product is annotated as nucleoredoxin. Gene Ontology annotation, cellular component: nucleus. The coding region runs from base 447 to 1007 and encodes 186 amino acids. Gene Ontology annotation, molecular function: thioredoxin-disulfide reductase (NADPH) activity. Lineage: Eukaryota; Metazoa; Chordata; Mammalia; Artiodactyla; Physeteridae. The record is from RefSeq and is a predicted model, not a curated record. The transcript is spliced from 9 exons. Gene Ontology annotation, biological process: negative regulation of Wnt signaling pathway; negative regulation of protein ubiquitination.
AACUUUGGAACAAAUAUCGAAUUUCCAACAUUCCAUCACUAAUAUUCUUAGACGCCACCACCGGGAAGGUCGUGUGCAGGAAUGGGCUGCUGGUGAUCCGCGAUGACCCAGAGGGUUUGGAAUUCCCUUGGGGGCCUAAACCCUUCAGGGAAGUCAUUGCAGGGCCCUUGCUUAGAAAUAAUGGGCAGUCCCUGGAGAGCAGCAGCCUGGAGGGGUCUCACGUGGGAGUCUAUUUCUCUGCACACUGGGUGGCUGGGAAUUGGGAAGAAGGCACGAACGUGAGGCUGCAGGAUCCCACUCAUGUCUUCCAGUGUCCACCCUGCCGAAGCCUCACCCGGGUCCUGGUGGAAUCCUACCGGAAGAUCAAGGAGGCAGGCCAGAAAUUCGAGAUCAUCUUUGUUAGUGCAGACAGGUCAGAGGACUCAUUCAAACAGUACUUCAGUGAGAUGCCGUGGCUCGCAGUCCCCUACACCGACGAGGCCCGGCGGUCGCGCCUCAACCGGCUGUAUGGAAUCCAAGGUAUCCCCACCCUCAUUGUGCUGGACCCACAGGGGGAGGUGAUCACGCGGCAGGGGCGGGUGGAGGUGCUGAACGACGAGGACUGCAGGGGCUUCCCGUGGCACCCCAAGCCCGUGCUGGAGCUCUCCGACUCCAACGCUGUGCAGCUCAACGAGGGCCCCUGCCUCGUCCUUUUUGUAGAUUCUGAGGAUGACGGGGAGUCCGAGGCGGCCAAGCAGCUGAUCCAGCCCAUAGCUGAGAAGAUCAUCGCCAAGUACAAAGCCAAAGAGGAGGAGGCUCCGCUUCUGUUCUUUGUGGCGGGGGAGGAUGACAUGACCGACUCCCUGCGAGAUUACACCAACCUGCCCGAGGCUGCCCCUUUGCUCACCAUUCUGGACAUGUCAGCCCGGGCCAAGUACGUGAUGGACGUGGAGGAGAUCACCCCUGCCAUUGUGGAGGCCUUUGUGAAUGACUUCCUAGCAGAAAAGCUCAAACCAGAGCCCAUCUAGUCGGGCUCCAGCUUCCCGGGAUGUUAUUUAAAACUCAUUCUUCUCCUCCCCCUCCCCCGCCCUUCCCUCCACCCUUGGACUUUUCCAGGGUGUACCGAAUCACACAACCCAAGUGUCCCACCUCUCUGUGGUGCCUUGUUUUCUGCAUUAACUCCUCAGCUAGCACCCUAGGGUGCGCAUCCUCUCCAGCAGCAGCAGAACCUCUGUGUUUGGAGACUCUGCUUGGGAUUCGCGGGGCUGGCAUGACCCGGCCCGAACUGGGACUGCAGCGUUCUCUUGGUCCCUAGCUCUUGGUGAGGUAUUUGCCAGGGUGUUCUUCUGUCAAGUGGGCACCAAGGGACAGAGCAUCGGUGCUCUGGCUCUGCCUUAGGUGCCAGCACAUACGUGCAGAGCCCGAGGGUUCAGAGGCACAUGCGCGGCGGGUGGAGCAGGGAGAGGGCGGCGGCCGCGGAGGCCUCCGUGCAGAGCUGCUGGCGAGGACGUCCUUUCCUAAGUGACUUGGUCUGUCUUGGUCUGAGGGAAAAACACCAGCUUGUCAGCCGGUUCUCGGGCAGGGGCUCUCCAGCCCUCAAAGGAAGUUUGUGUUCUUUUCUGGUGAGGAAGAGAGUAGCCACGGUAAUGAUUCACGUAGUAAUUGCUUACUUUGAUGGAGCGCCUCCCAUGUGAUAAGAAGGAGCUGCUCAUUCCUUCCUCCUAGCUCUUCCUUCCUUGAUUUUGACCUUCUCCCAGUUUCUACCUUCUCAGAUGAACGGCCCCUACAAUCUUGGAAUGUUGUUACUAGGUUCUCCCCCUUGGAGAGAACCGUCUUCCCAAGAAGACGCGGUGGUCCUGUGUUCCCGGAGGAGCACCGCUCACCAGCGCAGACCUGACUCAGCCCGGCUCUGGGCCUGGGGCCGCUGGAGCUGUGCUGAGGUGCCCUUGCCCAACCUUGGUUACCCCUGCAUUCCCUUUUCUUCUCAAAGCAGAACUUAAAAGAGACAAAAAAAAUUACCAGAAGCCUAGCUUUUUCCUAAGAACCUGCAGAAAGGGCUGUGCCCUGAGGUGGGAGUGCAGGCCAAAGAUAGGUCAGCUAAGAGUAGGCCCUGGGUCUGCUCUGCCGGGCCCAGCUCAGCUCCUUGUUUGGGCUGAACUGAGCACAGAAAGGAAGCUAACAGCUGUGCUCUUAGGAUUUGGGAUGGAAGGCUUUGCCUAGGGCCUCACAGGGUUUCAGCCUAUCUCAGUCAGAAGUCAGGGCCUUUCAAAUAAUCUCAGGCCUCACCCCUGGCUCCACUCACAGCCGAUCAGGACCAUUUGUUUGGAAAACCCAGCCCCCUCCAAUCAGCUGCCGACGCCGGCGCUCCUUGCUGAGUGGGGCUGUUGAUUUGUAGCUCAGAGGUACAAAUUUAGUUGGUAAUUAGACUGUUACUGUUACCAGCCUGAAAUGCAGUCACCUAGUAAGAAAUAAAACAGGCAUCUCUGGACGUUACCAACCACUCGGCCAUUCCUGUCCUUCAUAACAAAAAUCUUUUGGCUUGUGUUGUGCUCCGUGGGGUGGGCAGUGGUGGUGGGGGGGACACUCAAGAUCCUCUUGACUUUCACCGGAUAUUUGGCAGCUAUGUUUCAGAAUUUUUGAGAACCAAGCCCUAACGUGGUCAUCUGUCGAAUCCUCUGGAAGCCGGGAUGCUCGUUUGGAUUAGAGCGCCAGAGGCAGAUCCCCCCGCUGGAGCUCCGGCUGCCACCUCUCCGGGUCUGACUUGCUAUUGCAGGCGGUGGAGUCUCAGAUUACAGACAUCCUUGUGGACACGUGUUCAUUCCCCCCCUUCACGGGAACACGUGCUCAGAAGCCUGAGAAGGCCAGUUGGGGAAACACAAGGAGUCGAGCACGGGUCCUUCUGUGAAGAAUGGGGCAGUAGUUGGAGACUCUCAAACCUAGCUCUGUCCUAGGGCUAGGGGCUGCUCCGGGAGCCCUGCCACUGUCUCCCUGGGGGGCGGGGGGUGUGGGGACGAGGUGAGGUCACCCUCACUUGGAGGAUGGUCAGGAUUUCUGUCUGUGCCCUGUACCACGAUGGCCUUGGAGCAAAGGUGGUCUCUCUUAGCAACUACUUAACCUUCUGGGGCAAAAGAAACAAAGCCCAGUUGAGGAGUCCUCCUCGCAAGUCACUGCAGCAGAAAAAUUAGGUCAUUUUUGCUCCUUCUACGGUCCAUACAGGGCCGACUAAACUACUUGCCACUACUGUCAGCUGGACCCUUAACACCAGGAUUCCCCUUCUGGAGGGGGGCGUGGAGGUUAAGAUCAAUGGGAAGGUUUACCAAAAAGCUGCUUUUGGUUUAUACGGUGGCGACUUUGGGGGAAAAAUGCUGGGGGAGGGUCACCUCACCAUUGAAAUAUCCUGGUCUCUAUAGUGCGAGAGAUCUUAAAGGUAAUUGAUGCAGACGAAGUGGGUGGCAUCUUAAUUCCCACUAAGUAGCUCCAAAAUAUCUUAAAAUUCUUGUCGCUAAUCGGAAGCAGGUUAAAACACCAGCUGUGACAUACUCAAGGUCUUCCGCCAGUAGCAGGGGAAACCAUGCCCUGCAGGUUGAGGCAGGAUGAGGCGGCUGUAAAAAUGCCACCCCGGGGUUCCAGAUCUGUGUUCACCACAAUGACUUCCGGAUCCGAUUCUACCCAUUUUCACAACAGAGAUGAGAUUUUUUUUUUUACCUGUCCCCAACAAUAAAGAUCUGCUUAAGAAAAAAAGUACGUGUGUGGGGUUGGCAUGUACAGUGGGCAGCUGUAAAGGCCAGAGGGCGACUGAGAAUCAGCUUCUUUUCCAGGAGUGUGGGGGCUGCCUGCUACCCCCGCCCCAUGUGUGUCCUCGCAAUCAAUGACUCUCACUCAUCCAAGCGCAGGGAGCCUGUUCUGCUUUUCUGGCAUCAGCCAAGCUUCAAGUGGUAAUUUUCAGCCAGACUGUGUUUUUUCCUGUUGCCCAAUUAAAGCCACUGAAAAGCUGUUCUCUCCUCCUGCGGCCUUGUUCCAGGGCAGCACACGGAAUUCUGCAGUGAUAGACAUAGUAGAAUGUGGUCCAGGAACGGAGCAGCUGGACCCAUUGAGGUCAUCGGAGGAGAACUACACACGCGUGUGCGUGUACACGUGGAGAGGCCUGCGGGCUUGGAGUGGCAGUCCUGGGAGGGGCCCGAGCGAGUAGCUGGUCCAGCCCCUCUAGUCGCGCAAGCAUCCUGUUCACCGUCACCUCCCCCUCGGGCAGGCCCCUGCUUGCCCGCUGGGAGCAGGAGCUGAACACGGCGGGCGCCCGUGAGCGGUGUUGGGUCGUGGGAGGUCCGGCAGUGCCCCUGCAGCUUCUCUCCAGGUGCUGCGGCGUGAACCGAGGACAGCCCGGAGCUCACAGGAUCUUCCGUUUGCCCUGAAGAAGCUGUGUUCAGCGAGCACUCAAACCUAAGUCCCUCUUUGCUGACACCAACAGGGACAAGAGCGCCCACUGCUUUCCUCCAAGCAGGCUGCUCAAGGGAAAAUGCUCUGGGGACAAACGGCUGUUGUCUAUUCGCCUCAUUAUUGAUUGUUCACUAUUAGCAAGUGGUGCAUGUGUGAAGGGUAGAAUAUUUUCCAGGAAACAAAAAGCUUGGAUGUUGGAAAAUCUUACAUUGGGUCUACUCUAUGGCCGGGAUUUCUCCUUCUACGAGGGUAGAUCUGACAUCAGGACAUUGUAGGUAUGCCUAAGUGUGAAAGCACGAAGAGAAGUAACUCUGCUGCAUUUUUCAGCCUAAGUAUGUCUCACCCUCUUGGCCUUCUGGAAUACUUCCCAAGUCAGGAAAUGUGUGACUAGAUUUGGGUAGGACUUGUUCUGAGGGGCUGUAGGGUUUCCAUGCAAUAAUGUGCCACCCCAUGAAAGCCUCUGUCCCCAGGCCUGUAGGCCAGUGUGCAGCCCCAGGAAGGCAGCCAGUCUCAGGUCUGACUCCUGGGAGCUCUUGCCUCACACAAGAAAGUCACCCACACGGGCUAGAAGUGGGAUAUGGGAGGAGGCAUGAUUAGGACCCAGUCCCCCAAAACAGAUCUCCUUUGAUAUCAGAGGAUAUGAAGUCCCCAGCCAGUCAAGCCACUCUGCCGGCCUGGGGUCACAGAGGUGCAAGGGCGGCUGGGAGGCCAGACCCUGCUGCAGCCACGUCUCUCCCCAACCUUAGUUCUCUUCCUGCAUUUUGAGGAAGGAUCGGCUUUGGUGAUGGUCUUCUCCAACUACGAGGCCUUAGGUGAAAAAACUUGCUCCUCCCUACAAAACAGAUGUGAAGAACAGAGCUGCUACCAUGCGUGAUGUAUGCAGAUUUUCAGUACCUGGCCUUUGAGCAGCGGCCUGGCUUCCUGAGGCUAUGAGCGCCUGCAGCUGCUGCAAGGUGAAAACAUUCUGAUCGAGAAAUUCAGUGCCCUCCUCUCCCUCAUAACUGCUUUCAACCUUGGAGUGUGUCCUUUCAGAACUUGUUCCAUGCAUCUCUCUACAUGUAUGUCCAUCUACCCAUAUGUCGGACCAAUCCUUGAUAUCCUCAAAUUUCACCUUAAUGAGGCUAACACCUUUCAGCUUCUCAACGGGCAGCUCCUUUAUGUAUUCCAG